CGGAGAUGUGCCAAAAUGCCGUGCCAAUAAAGUGGCCGUUGGGAGGUAAAUCAGCUUGGUGCCUAAGUCCGUGCCUAUGUCCGUGCCAAGAAUUAUUUAUAAAUACCCAUCCUUUUUUAGUUUUGUACUCACACUCAAUUUUUCUUCAUAGUUAAUGAUAUAGAAUGAUGAAUAUGGAUUUGCAAAGAGAUGUUGCCUAUGCUAUAUGUGGAUGUUGAAGUGAACAUUGUGCAUUGGAUUUUCUCGGAAGAAUUUAUAUUUUGUGUCCGUUCGUAGGCACAAUGAAUAGAGAAAAUAGAAAUUGGAUGUACAAUAAAUAUGUUGACAAUGGUAGAGGAUUAACAAACGAGUUUAAGAAUGGAGUUAUUGAAUUUGUUAAGUGGGCACAACAACAAACACAGUACAUGGACGGAAAUAAGAUAAGAUGUCCGUGUAAGGAGUGUAAAAAUAACAAAUUCUUGCUUGGUGAGGACGUGUGUUGGGAUUUAUAUACUCAUGGUUUUAUCGAAAACUAUUACAAUUGGACUUCUCAAGGAGAACCGAUUGAGACAUGUUAUUUGCCUCAACCUGUGGGAACAUCUUACUAUGUUCCCGAUGAGAUGGCUGCGUGGGGAAAUUAUGCAGAUAUGGAAUGGGAGCAAAGAAUGGUUUAUGAUU
Cuscuta epithymum is the source of this 657-nucleotide messenger RNA. NCBI's taxonomy places the organism in Eukaryota, Viridiplantae, Streptophyta, Magnoliopsida, Solanales, Convolvulaceae. The record is from the annotation of a GenBank genome assembly.